UGUACCCGGAAGUAGAGUUGCAAUUGUAAACACAGCCGUGAAAGCCGUGUUGCUCCUCUUUACAAGAUGGUGUACGUGUCCAACGGCCAGGUCCUGGACAGCAGGCUCCAGUCACCGUGGAGACUCUCUCUACUGGUCGAUCUCUUCUGGGGAGCAGUAGAUUUUAUCGGCCUGUUUUUUAGGACAUUGGUUCACCCGGACUUGACAAAGGAUGGAAAGCCUGGUUCGUCACAAUACAGUGAUGGCAGAGGUCCCCCUGGUCCCCCUGGAGGCAGGAGGAGAAUGGGAAGAAUAAACCAUGGUGCAGGUCCCAGUGCUCCGCCAAUGGGUGGAGGAGGAUGAGGAAGGUAAAUGCCUACACAUCCAGUGUAGGCGUGGGGCUUGGCCUGUCCGUUUGCUGAGGACCUGAAGAAAGAUGGUGACGUUACGGUGCUGAAGCCCCUCUUCAUCAGCUGCCACUGCCACAGGCAGUUUCUUGACACCUUUCUGGGAAUUCCUAUUCAUAGGGGCCAGAAUGGCUGAUACAGCAGCUAGCCACAUCCCUCCCCCCAUUUUCACCUGCAUCUACCCUUCCCCUGUAGUCUCUCAGAAAUGAGUAUCACUGAAAUCUCAGUUAGGGUAAUCCCCUUAGUCCUUGUUUUGUAACCUUCUGUUUAAAUAAAAAAUGUGCAGUUAUAAGAUGCUGCUAUUGAGUUGUUCUUAUUCCAUUACUGAAAAACUUGAUAAUCAGCCAGCUUGACUCAAGACAACGCUUGACAAAAUGAGAUGGCAAACUUUUGACUAUAUAUUUGAUUGUAAGUAAUGUGAGGUUUUUAUACAAUAUUAAUUCUAAGUAGGUGAUUUGGUGACUGCAAAAUAAAGUGGAUAAUAGCAGAGCGA
This is a messenger RNA of Paralichthys olivaceus (Japanese flounder), 879 nucleotides long. It is a transcript of the gene selenok, whose product is annotated as selenoprotein K. NCBI's taxonomy places the organism in Eukaryota, Metazoa, Chordata, Actinopteri, Pleuronectiformes, Paralichthyidae. Gene Ontology annotation, biological process: endoplasmic reticulum calcium ion homeostasis; calcium ion transport. Gene Ontology annotation, cellular component: Golgi apparatus; endoplasmic reticulum membrane. The record is from RefSeq and is a predicted model, not a curated record.